Strongyloides ratti is the source of this 390-nucleotide messenger RNA. RefSeq names its product Integrase, catalytic core domain and Ribonuclease H-like domain-containing protein. NCBI's taxonomy places the organism in Eukaryota, Metazoa, Nematoda, Chromadorea, Rhabditida, Strongyloididae. Gene Ontology annotation, molecular function: nucleic acid binding. The record is from RefSeq and is a predicted model, not a curated record. Gene Ontology annotation, biological process: DNA integration. The coding region runs from base 1 to 390 and encodes 129 amino acids. The transcript has a single exon.
AUGUUAUAUCCCAGUUAUUCCACAAGUUCAAAGAAUGUAGGCCAAGUAUACCUACAUUUCACUAAUAUCUUGGGGAGACCUAGAAUACUGAAAGCGGAUAACGCACAAACAUUUGAUUCUAAAUGUUUCAAAGAAAACAUCAUCUUAAAUGAGGAAUUAAAACUCGGAGCACCAUAUUAUUCAAAAUCGCAAUCUUUAGUUGAAAGACUUUUCGGGACAGUCAACCGAAUCCUUAUGAAAAUAGACGAAGAUAAAGAAAAUGAACCAAUGUAUUAUACAAAGUCAUGUGAAAACAUAAUGGCAGUAUUGAAUUCCAGUGUUCAUUAUGAAAAAGGUGAACAAUGGAUACCUAGACAAAGAUUUUACUACUACCCAAAGACAAUCAGGUGA